Molecule: messenger RNA, 1568 nt
Organism: Pocillopora meandrina
Lineage: Eukaryota; Metazoa; Cnidaria; Anthozoa; Scleractinia; Pocilloporidae
Source: the annotation of a GenBank genome assembly
AUGUAUAGAAAGUUUGGAGAUUAUGAAGCUUCGGAAGUAUGCUUAGAGAAAGCUUUAUCCACAUCCAGAGAUAUUGGAGAUGGAAGAAAAGAGUUCGUAAUCUUGCAUGAUUACGCUAUUUUUAUUUAUGUCAAAAUAAAAUCAAAGACUCCCUGUCGUGUCUUCAUCUGUGCAUUGAAAAGUAUGAGGAGCUGAGAUAUUUCUUGGGCGCCAAUGAUCAUUUCAAAACAUCGCUUCUGGAGGACUCAGGAAUAUUUCCCUACAAGCUUCUUUGUACUCUGCUUUGUAACACCGGAAAAACUCGUGAUGGUCUUUAUGUUGAGGAGAUGGGUCGAGCUAGAGGCCUAUCAGACUUGAUGGCAGAGAAGUACUCGGUUGAAACGCACGUCCCUGCUAAUCUGCAAUCUUGGUUUUGCAUUGAAAACAAUUUAAGAAAGAAAAAUAACUCUACUUGUCUGUACAUUUCUUAUUUUCACAAUCAUCUACAUUUGUGGAUCUUGAAAACAAGUGGAGUCCUUCACUAUAGAAGAGUAUCACCAGAAGAUAAUCUAGUUCACGCUGGGUUGCCCAAAGAUUUGCCUCUGAGUGAGUUUUUGGCUGAUAGUUUCCGGAGUCUUGGUAUUUUGCCCACUGAAGAUUGUGAAGAUCGGUCUUUAAAUAUGGUUGAAUUGCAACCUCUCUCACCCGAACAAAAGAGCUCAGCAAGAAUGCGACUCAUGGAGGAGGACGAGGACAAGGACGAGGACAAGGAGGUCAUUUCAAGUCUAUCUUUGUGUUACAAAAUGUUUAUUGCCCCUGUUUAUGAUUUGCUUGAGGAGCCUGAAGUCAUUAUUGUUCCUGACCGCAGUUUGUACAAAGUUCCCUUUGCAGCCCUGAGUGAAAAGGAGGGAGCCGAAUACCUGUCAGAGACUCAUAAGAUCCGUGUCAUUCCUUCUUUAACGACACUCAAGAUCAUUCAAGAUAGUCCAGAGGAUUAUCACAGCAACACUGGUGCCUUGAUAAUAGGCAAUCCCAAGGUUGAUUGGCUGCCGCCACUGCCAUGUGCAAGAAAGGAAGCGGAGAUGGUCGGACGACUGGUGGGUGUUCCGCCUUUGCUAGAAGAGGAAGCAACGAAGGAGGCGGUACUUGAGCGGAUAAGUUCAGUGAGCCUGAUACAUUUUGCUGCCCAUGGUGAGGCCGAAAGGGGAGAAAUUGCCCUCUCCCCCAUUCCUAUUCCCAACAGUCAAAAUGCUAUCCCACCACAGGAUGCUUACAUGUUGACGAUGGCUGAUGUCUCACGAGUGAAAGUCAGAGCUAAACUGGUGGUACUUAGUUGCUGUCACAGUGGAAGAGGACAGAUAAGAGCCGAAGGAGUUAUAGGAAUUGCCCGUGCGUUCUUAGGAUCUGGUGCUCGCUCGGUGUUAGUUGCGCUGUGGGCCAUUUCAGACUUAGCAACGGAGCAGCUGAUGAAUCGGUUCUACAAACACCUUGUUGAAGGAGAAAGUGCCAGUGAAUCCCUUCAUCAGGCCAUGAAGUGGAUGAGAAAAACCGCUUUACCAAAGUGUCUGAGUGGGCUUCGUUUACACUGA